AUGGAGAAAGCGGUUCACAUACCCGCGGUUGCCAAGGACAUACCUGCCAUGGAUUUGAAAUAUUCUGAGUGCAAGAAGUCCCUUGCUGUCGAACGCGAUGCGGAAAAUGCUGAGCCGGCGCGCGGCAACUGGACGGGCCGGUUCGACUUCCUGCUAUCACUGUUGGGCUACAGCGUGGGCUUGGGAAACGUAUGGCGGUUCCCGUACCUUUGCUACAACAAUGGAGGAGGUGCUUUCUUGAUUCCCUUCACGGUAAUGCUGAUAAUCGCCGGUCUACCGCUGAUGUUUAUGGAGUUGUCCUUCGGCCAGUACGCCGCUCUGGGCCCUGUCGCCGUGUACAACAGAUUCUGCCCCCUCUUCCGCGGUCUUGGUUACGGAAUGGUCAUAGUUUCAAGUAUAGUCAUGCUCUACUACAACCUGAUAAUAGCAUGGACCAUCUACUACAUGGCCGUGUCAUUCGCAAGCAUAUUCUAUCAACUACCGUGGCAGAACUGCAACGCUGAGUGGAGCACUAAAUAUUGUUAUUCGUACGAGGAGGCGGACGAAUGUGAAGCGAAGAAUGGCACUUAUUACUUGCGAGAAUGCCUCAAUCAAAGUUACGUAGCCCUCAAGAACAUUAGCGCCCUCGCGGAAGUUGCGGUUAGGAAACCCCCCGCCGAGGAAUAUUUCACAAACAAAGUCCUGGGCUUAUCCUCGGGGAUUGAAGAAACAGGUCAAAUACGUUGGGGUAUGGCGCUGUGUCUCUUUGCGGCGUGGUUAAUCGUAUUUCUUUGUCUUUGCAAAGGAGUCCAAUCUUCGGGAAAGGUCGUCUAUUUCACCGCUCUGUUUCCUUAUGUGGUUCUCGUAAUCUUAUUUUUUCGGGGCGUCACUUUGCCGGGGGCCUCAACUGGAAUUCUUUUCUACCUCACACCUGAUUUUAGCCAACUGGCGAAUGCACAGGUCUGGGGGGACGCGGCUGUUCAGAUAUUCUUCGCUCUGAGCCCAGCCUGGGGAGGAUUGAUAACUUUGUCAUCGUACAAUAAGUUCUCCAACAACUGUUACAUCGACUCGCUGAUCGUGGCCGUGUCGAACAUAGCGACGUCGUUCUUCGCCGGCCUCGUGAUAUUCUCGGUGAUCGGUUUCCUGGCGCACGAGCUGAACGUCGGCGUGGACCGCGUGGUUGACCAGGGCGCCGGGCUGGCAUUCAUCGUGUACCCCGAGGUGGUCACCAGGCUGCCAGUGUCACCGCUCUGGUCGAUCUUGUUCUUCGUGAUGCUCCUCACACUUGGGCUCGACUCGCAGUUUGCACUAAUGGAGACGGUGACGACAGCAAUCUUGGAUCGUUUCCCCAAUUUCCGACAGAAGAAGGUGUGGGUUGUUUUGGUGGUGGCCAUUUUCGGAUACAUCGGCGGUCUUAUUUUUACCACCAACAGCGGGAUGUACUGGCUGCAGCUGAUGGACAAGUACGCGGCCAACUGGUCCGUGCUGAUAAUCGCGAUUGGCGAGUGCAUCCUCAUCGCGUGGAUCUACGGCGCGGAGAAGUUCUGCCACGACAUCCAGAGCAUGAUCGGGCGCCAGUCCAAGCUGUGGGUGGUGUUCUGGAGCGCCAUGUGGCGCGUCAUCACGCCCGCCGCUCUAGUGUUUAUCCUGGUUUUCAACUGGAUUGAGUACAAACCGGCUUCGUACGGUCACUACGUGUAUCCGAUGUGGGCGGACGCGGUGGGCUGGACAUUGGGCGUUCUUCCCGUGGUCGUGGUGGUGCUAAUGGCCGUAGACCAGAUCUGCAGCGGGCCCGACGAUCUCACCAUUAUGGAGAAGGCGCGCGUGCUCGCCCGCCCCACGGAGGAGUGGGGCCCCGCCGGCGUCUCGUGCAUGGCGCUGCGGACGGAGCCGGAGCUCUCGCCGCCCGUGCUGCUGCUCCACGGCCGCCCCGUGCUCAGGGAGCGCGGCGCC
Molecule: messenger RNA, 1932 nt
Organism: Iphiclides podalirius (scarce swallowtail)
Lineage: Eukaryota; Metazoa; Arthropoda; Insecta; Lepidoptera; Papilionidae
Source: the annotation of a GenBank genome assembly